This is a messenger RNA of Penicillium angulare, 753 nucleotides long. RefSeq lists its product as uncharacterized. The coding region runs from base 1 to 753 and encodes 250 amino acids. NCBI's taxonomy places the organism in Eukaryota, Fungi, Ascomycota, Eurotiomycetes, Eurotiales, Aspergillaceae. The transcript has a single exon. The record is from RefSeq and is a predicted model, not a curated record.
AUGAUUCCACUCAGCGAGAGCAUACAAAAACACGCACUUUCAUCGUGCAUCUAUCACAUCAAAGUAUUUACGAGGCACGAUCUGCUUUCUCAACCCUUUUUACCCGAGCUUCGGACGGUCAUCAAUGCCAGUUACCGCGACCAUGACAUAAACCCUAUAGGCAAGGUCGGCUAUCGAAUUCAAUCUGAUACUCAAGUUGCCGACGAAAUCGGAACUAGUGGCUUUACGGCUAUUGCAUUUGCUUCCAAUGAGAUUGUUGGCACUGCAAGUGUUAAGGACUGGGUUUCUGAGGCUGAUGGCAUUUCCUGGAAGCCAGAGAGCUAUUUUGCUGGAAAAGGCCCUGAGGAUGCUUCUUCUAUGGAAAUUCUGGGUUCCUAUAUCAAUGACAGCACCUUGGAUGUUGCUGAUUGUACGGGAGAUUUUGAACUUUUCUUGGUUGCUGUUAAGUCUGGCGAAAAAUACAGGAAAACGGGAAUUGCAGAGAAACUUAUAAAAGCGUGUGAGAAAGAACUCCGUGGACGGUUCACAUCAAGUCUUUCGCAGCCUGCCGAAAACGCUCAUUUGAGAAUCAUGCUCAAAGUUGUCAGGGAGAUUAAUGGGAAAUAUUGGUUGAAGAAAGGUUUUCAAAUUGUGGGUGAAUGUUAUUGUCCGCCUUUUACGUGGGAUCUUGAAAACGCUUUUAUUCUUUGGGCUAUGAGGAAGGAUCUGCCUAUCGAUGUACCAGCAAGUCAAGACUACAAGGGCAUUGCUUAG